AGCAGACUUGUAUGGUAGGGUGCAUAUUAAGACCGCUCAGAGUUGUCAGGCCUGUAGGUGUACUUCAAGCUCCUGGGAGCUUGCUUUGCAUUAACUCUCAGGUUUCAGUUCCCAAGGAAACAACCCAUGUGAUCAGUUGCUAGGUAGUUUUACACAGAAUGAUCACAGCCCCUAGCAACAGCAGCAACAUUAUGACCAAGGCAUACUUCACCUCUGCAGUUGUUUCUGUAUUUGAAAGACAUCUUUCUUUGGGCAUAUAAUGGCAACAGUUGAUUACAACAGACCAUGCCCAAGUUCUAGGAUACCAGAACUGGCCAGACCAAUAGAGUAUAAAGAAGCAUGUAAAGCAACAAGGCCUUGGAGGAAGCUGGUGUGGGGAAACCAGGAAUCAAUAUGGACUGUCACUAGGGCUGCUAAGACUGCAAAGCCAACAGAUAGAAUGUUAUACCUUGCUAAACCCACGAAGAACCACCAUGGGGAAUUAGCACAGAACAGGGGAAACUUUUUGCAUAGCUGUGGUCAAAGGUCGUCCAUUUGGAAAAUUCCUCCAUCUGCUUUAAAUUGUGAACCAUCUGAGAGAUUGGAGAAGCUGGCAAAACCAAAGAGUUUCUCCAAGGGUUAUCAAGAAAACAGGCCUGCGUUUGAUCUAGGAUGUGGUCGUGGCUCCAAUAUAUGGCAUGUUAGUCCUGCAGCCCUGUCCUAUGAAACCUCUCCACGUGUAUUACACCUUGCACGUCCAAAAACAUGUCAUUUAGAAUUCAAGUACGACAAACAGGUGGAGACAUAUAUCUCCCUUGGUACAAGAAUGGCAAGCAUUACUCCAAGACUGGAAUGCCUGUCCAUUCCAAAGAUUAAAGAAGACAGUCACCUGUACUUUGAUAGGGGUCAACCAGAGCAACCUAUACGUCCAGUCUCAAAACCUGCACGCAAAGCACUGGCUACGUCUCGGAUUCAACAGCUAGCUAAACAAAAAGAAAUUCCUAGUAGCUAUUUGCCUGAACGAGAUGUCAUGUGGGCAAUAACUAGUGGUGCUGGAAAUUCAUCAGCAUCCCCAAGAACAGAGGAACUAGCUAAGCCAAUAAUGAGACAGCCUAUGGACAUGCUUCAGUAUGACACAGAUGCCUUUAAGGUAAGAGAAGCAGCCAAGAAAUCAAUGUGCACACAGAGGAUCAAACAACUUGCUGAACCCAUUCAACGAUGACCUGGGCGUAGUGUACUGUGUAGUGACGGAAGGAAGUAAAUUCUGAUUGUGUAAUCUUUAAAAGGAAAACUGUGGAUUCUGUGUUUUUUUUAUCUAUGCAUGUAUGUGGGUGGUUGCUGCGGUUCUGUCAUGUUAUACAGUAGUGUUGUCACAAGAACAUUGUCAGCUCAACUGUACUGUGAGGCUAAAACCUAAUAGGACAACAGCUACCGAAUACAUAAAGCCUUUAUAAAUCAUGUGGAAACCAAGUCGUUUGUUGAAUAAAUCAUAUGUCAGGAGGUUUUGUACAAUGCACCUGUGAACAGAACUAUAGGUCCUCUCCUGAAGUAAAUGCAGUGCUCUGAUCAUAAACACAUGAUUUAUACUGUAAUAAUUAAACCGUGAAUUUAAUUGGUCCAGCAUUUAUGUUUGUGGUGUUUUAAAAAUGAAUCUGUGGCUAGAUGACCCCAGCUCCCCAUUUUUCAGUGAGACUUUGCUUUCAUUUAGUUCUUUAAAAUCUAUAUUGUUUUUGAUGUUCAUGAUUUUAGGACAACAUCUUAGGUCAGAAAACAUAACUGCAGUCAAAGAAUACAAAAUAAGAAACCUUGGUGUAAUAGCAAACAGCUGGAAUCAAAAGGGCAGUGUGAUAAUAAAGGGGUAAGAUGAAGGGAGGGGUACAGUAAAAAUCCUCCUGGUCUAAGUCAGUCAGCUGGCAAACUUGCUAAGAAAGAUGAGAACGAGAUACUGCAGAGGGUAGGAGAGGUUUUUUUUUAGCCAAGCUCACUUACUGUUAUAACGAUACUUGCCACCAUGUAGCCAGAGACUCUCAAUUCAACAGGGACAAUAGAUCUAUGACAAAGAAAAUGAUUGCAGCCUUUGUAAAUGAGAUAGCUAACACUUAUUGUUACAGCACAAUGGAAAACAAGGCCUGUAUUACACUGCAAAUCAGUCACUUUGUCUCUUUGUAGUAGAUCUGUGUUAAGAAUUACAUUUGUCUCCAAAAUUAUCCAUCAGCACAGUACCCUUUGAACUGUCCAUAAUGCAAGCCAUUAAUAAUGAAUACACUUAAAUAUAUAAACCCUUCUGGAUACUACCAGUUGUUUUAAUGUAAUAUAAUUAAAGUUGGGUGCAAUAAAUACAUUAAAAACAUAUAAUUGAAUGGACACAAUAUUGUUGUUAUUUCUAUAUAUACAGUGCAUACAGAUUUGCAGCAUUUCGUUUUUAACUUCAUCAUUAUUGUGUGUGAACAUGGGGGAGUGAGAGAUUUUAUGUGAUUAUGUUCGUUAAAUUUAGUAGAUGUGAAUUGUUGAUCAGGUAAUUUGCAGGUUACAAUCACAAUGAUAUAUUGUUUCAGUAUUGAAAAUAAUGGCAAUACAAAUUUUUAAAAACGCUUUACAAUAUCCUUCUGAAUAGUUGAAGAAAAAAAAUUACAGCUAAUUCCAUUAGGUAACAUUUAAAGUGACACUGAGAUGGUCCAAACAGAAGUUUACCCAGGCUCUUCCAGUGGUAUCCAAGCGAAGCCACAAAUUCUAAGUACAAGCCACUUGACGUCAUGCAAAUUAAGAGGAAAGAUGGGUGUGGCUAUUCAAAUACAUUUAAAAAUGGAGACAAGCUUAUACAUGUCUUACUUUUUUCCUGUGGGUAAACAAAAGUAUUUGGCACAUGUCUUUUAAUGCCACAUCUACUUAUUGGUACAAAGAAUCUAAAUAGGCAGGUUCAGGGCCAUAGUUAGGUUGGAAUGCUGCCAGCUAUAGUCCUUUAACUUGUUUGUCAUUAUUCGUUAGGCCUACUGUUUUAUUUUCUGAGCAAUGUACUAGUGAAUAGAAGUGUGUGACAGAUGUUUAUGACAUUAUUUUGUUAGCUACAAUCACUUUAAGACCAGUUUUAUUUUUAUAAAUACUGUCACAAUAAUACUUAAUAUUUAUAAUAAUAGACACAUUUUACCAAAUUUUCUGUGGGGUUCAACAUUUUAGCUGUUGGUAACAGUGGCUCACUGAGGUCAUCAAAAAAAAUAGAAAAUUCUUCAUUAUGUCAUAAUCACAACAUCAUUUUCCCAGGAUCUCUAGAAAAGUCAUUAAUUCCAUUUCCUGAUUUAUUUUUUUACAAAGACAACGUGUAGAAAGUGUUAUGCAUAUGUGUACUUGUAGAUGUCAUUGGUAUUUAUUGAUUAAUACAAAAACUAAAAUACAGUUUCAUGCAAAAGGGACUGAAAUAAGCUUUUAUUUGUUUUUUAAAUAUAUUGCUGGUCUAAUAUGUUACAGAAAAUUGUUUUAAUACAUAGUAGACCUUGAUAUUGAUGUGAUACAUCUAUCUGAUAUUCUGGAAAUGAGGUCACAUUAAAAUUAGCUACACUAUUACAUAUUUUAACUAUAUUAUAACAUAAUAUAUAGUACAGGAAGAUAGAAGCUGAUUCACUCCCAUUCAGACCUGUUGUGGAGUGGAUAUCAGCUUGCAUUGUACAAUACCCUGUAUGAGUUAUAUGAAGAUAUGAUUUCAAAAAAGCUAAUUAAAAAUGAUAUAACAAUGUUAUUUUCCAUUUAUUAAAAAUGCUUUCAUGGGGUAUAUUCAUAGAUAUAAAGUACUAAAUAAUUAAGAAAAGUUAUAAAAAUCAAUAUUGCAAUUUAGUCUUGUAUAUUUCUAUCUGUAAAAAUGUAUUAAUGAAUUCAUGUAAUUUUAGUAUUCCAGGGGUGAGCUGUUGUAGAAUAUUGUUAUUAUGUAAUUUACAAACAAAUCUAUGAAUAAUUACAUACAGUAUGUCUGCUGUACAUCACUCAUUGCUGUGUACACAACAUUGAAAUGAUCUGCACUCUGUAUGCACAGGGCCUGGUUAAACUAACAGAAACACCUGGACCUCACUUAUUCUAUGUGAUGGGAGAACACUUGACCAUUCCUCAAUGAUGGCCACUUCUGAUUCUUUCAGGGAAGGUGUGGGUGGAAAUCUGUUGCAAAGACUAUAGAGUAAUCACUUUUGAGACUGCUUCUGUGAAACAUCAGAAAAUUGCCCAAUGACUGUGACAGAGCGAUUGAAUCCUAAUCAACAAUCUCCCUCCCGACCUGUGAGGGCACGGUAUAACAGGAACAGUGUUCCCCGGACUGGAUGGUUUGGCAGUUCAUUCCAGGGUCAGUUGGAAGUUGGCCAUCCAGAAAGGGGGCGGAGUCACAAUACCAGAAGUCAUCAUACCAGAAGUCAUAGGCGAUGUGUCAGUCAUGGAUUGGAGGAUACGUGAUUGCACUCGCUACCGAAGGGGGCAUGACUGAGGGUAUAUCAGGGGAUGUGACAAAGCAAUCUGUUCCUUGGUUAUGGUUACGCAAGGACCCAUAAAGGAUUACUGUGUUGUAAAAAGAAACCGUGAGUUUUUGUGUUUUGUCUCUCUAUUAAACUGUCACGUUUGUCAUUUAUAGAAGGCUAAACAACCAGCAAACAAACCCAGACUAUACUUCACCAUUGUGCAUGUUUAAACUUGUAAAUCAUCACUUUCACUAAGAGCACUCACUCUGGACUUCUGACCGUGUUGUGUUUGUGUGUGUCUUGUUUAGUGUAUUAUUAUUUCGGGACUGAACCCCAUGGUAGAGCCAGUUAUUAUUAUUUAAGAGUUGAGAGAACACAACCCAGCCAAAUAAAAGAGCUGUUUUUCA
Messenger RNA from Acipenser ruthenus (sterlet), 4816 nucleotides. It is a transcript of the gene spmap2l, whose product is annotated as testicular haploid expressed gene protein-like. The transcript has 9 exons. The record is from RefSeq and is a predicted model, not a curated record. NCBI's taxonomy places the organism in Eukaryota, Metazoa, Chordata, Actinopteri, Acipenseriformes, Acipenseridae. Bases 260 to 1201 code for a protein of 313 amino acids.